UCAAGCUGGAGGUUAGGCUGAGAUAAAAACAGCACUUUAUGUGGGAUCCAGACUCCUGCAAGUCCUGUGGUUCUCCCAAGCCCUUUCACUCCGUCUGUUGAUUUUUCCCUAAAAUAGCAGCAAGCAGUUUAUCAUUUGAAUCUCUUUCCCACGGUUUUCUCUUGCCGGUGAGGAGCCAGAACAAGGACCUAACAGUACAGGAAAAUAAAUUGCAGACAUAUAAUACAGUCAGCCAGAGCAGAAGGCAUGGAAUGAUAAAAAGAUUACAGAAUACAGGAGGAAGGAAAGUCUAGAAGGAAGCUUUCUAAUAACUGCAGAAGAACUAAAAUUCUGCGGCAGAUAUUCAAAGACUGUAUUGAGAACAUUAUAAAUGCACUAAAUAAGUGCAGCUGGUUAAAGACUUUCUAGCCAAUAAUAUACUAGGAUUGAGGGACAAAAAAGAGAAAAAGAAAAGUAUUUUAUUCCUAGGUGUUUAUGAGCUUUCUUCUGCAUUAAUGGGAGAGUACUAAAAGCAAAAAUUAACUGACCUGCUCAGCAUGACAGAAGUGAAGGGAAAUUAAAUGUGGAGGACGCCUGAGCCACUAUAAGCCAGCCUCACGUUCACAUUCACCUACACCUGUUGAACAGGAAAGCCAGCUCUUCUGCCCAGCCAACAUAAAACAUGAAAAGACCCAGUGUAGAAAGUUCAUCAGAAAGUGAUCUGGAAGAAGUGAUUGAUGUAGGACAAGAAGAAAAUUACAGUGAAGUUUCCAGGUCGGUGUCUCCAACUACCACGUCACAGAUUCUGGCCAGGAAAAGGAGGAGAGGGAUUAUAGAGAAACGAAGACGUGACCGAAUCAACAACAGCCUAUCUGAACUCCGUCGUUUGGUGCCCACUGCUUUUGAGAAACAGGGAUCAUCAAAGUUGGAGAAAGCUGAGAUCCUUCAGAUGACUGUAGAUCACCUAAAAAUGCUCCAUGCUACUGGUGGAAAAGGUUACUUUGAUGCCUACACAUUAGCAGUAGAUUACAGAACCAUUGGGUUCCGGGAAUGCCUUGCAGAGGUUGCUAGAUUCCUGAGCUCCUUGGAAGGACUAGAUCAGGCUGACCCACUAAGAGUCCGUCUUGUCUCUCACCUGAGCCAUUAUGCCUCUGAAAUGGAGCCCUCACCCACCAAUGCAUCCAUCUUGCAAUUACCAUCCUGGCCAUGGUCCUAUCCUCCACUCUCUGGUCUUCUUCCAAAGAGUAGCACUGAAUUACAUCUGUCUCCAGGAGACAUCACUCCAGGGCCUGCAGUCCUAGCUGCAUCUGCAUUGGCUUAUCCUGCAUGUACAAUACGGACUGUUCCUUUAAGCAGUUCUCCAGGAGGAGUAGCUCAGCUUGCACCAGGUCAGCUUCCCAACAUGGCAUUAUCCAGCAUUCUUUCACAUCAGAGAUCCACACGAAGGGGAAUGGCCUCCAUUGUUACGUCUGCUCAGGCCUCUUUAAGCAAUGUGGCAUCCAGUAGAAACCGAGCAGUACUAGCAUCAAACACCUUGAGUAGAGUAGCAUCACCACGAAACCUGCUAACAUCAUCUCUACUAUCUACAGCUGGUGCAAGGGGGCCCAUCCCAUUACCUUUUGGACCAUUUGUAAAUCUAUCUACUCCUCAUUCCUCUACUCAACUAAACAGUUCUGGCUCAACCAAACUCAACAAAUCUUGGACAGCGGAAGUUGGUGCUUUCUGAAAAUAAAAUGUAAAGAAUGUAUUUACCUUUGCAGAUUUGCUUUUUUCUAUCGGCUGACAAUCUGGUUUCAAGGAACAGGAGAGUAACUUCAGCAUUUGUUUAGACACAAAGAAGACUGCAAAUGACCAUAACAUUCUGAAAGUAAAAAACUCAAGGCUCUCCAGAUAGAAGCAAAAUGUACAUUUUUUGUCAGUAACCAUUAGGAUGGAUGUGAUCUGCAAACAGUGAUUACGUGAUCACCACAAAAACAAGGCUGUCACACAAGUCCCAAAACGUGCUAUACUCAUCUUUCUGUUGGUUAAUAUAAAUCGUUGGCUGGCACUUGAUGCUAGAACUAUAUCCACAUUCACACAAAUAAUGCUGGAACAUGCAGCAGGAGGUGAUUUCAGCACUAAAUUUUCAGUCACUCAGAUAUAGAUGGACAUUUAAUUCAAAGAAGAUUGGAUGAAUAUCACAUGAGAUAAUAAAAUCAGUGUGAGAAUGGUAAACAACAGUCACAGUGUAUCCACGCUGGACAAUAUUUGCUUAUGUUGAGAAAUACUGUAUGCCCAGAAGACAGCAUAUUCCACUUGUGGAUAUUCCCACCAUGCUAUUCAUGUUACACUGUUAUAUAACUGACAGCAUCAUUUUUUAUGCAGAACUUUAACUCUACAGAUGCAUCAUUUCUUCUUCCAGUUAAAGCUGUGUCUACACUAAAUGGGACCAAAUUAACUCCAUUAGAACAGUGUACUGCCUGACUCAGAUGCUGAUGUCUCCAUACCACAUGGACCAUCUUCAUGUAGAUCAGGGUGUUCCCCAUAUGGGGCAGCAGUUACAGAGGAGAAGAGGCUGUGAGUGAAUGCUAUGUGAGAAGAAAAAGUAGCCUUCAGCUUCUAAUAAAAAAAGAAACAACUGUAAAAAUCUUGCCAAACUAGCUAAAACAAUAAGGAAGCACACGAUACAGUCACACUGGCAUUAUGUUUUGUGAUAUAUAUUUUAUACUUGCUUUGUUACUUUAUUUUAAAGUCUAAGAAGGGCUUUUAAUAAUAUCAUUUCAUGCUGCCUGACUUUAUCUUUAUGCCACAUGCUGUUAAACCAGUAGUACAAGAUUUUCAAGGAAAUAACAGGAAGAAGUGUUAAGAUCCAUGACAAAGACGAGAACUGUAUUAAAAUAUGGCAGUUAUGGAAUAAAGCAGGAAAAAAAUCAGGUGUAAACUCAACCUGUAUUAUUUAAACAAAGUAUCAACACCCACCUUUAUUUGCAUUUAGAAUAGUACAUCAUACAACCCAGGUACAUGGUGCUAUAUUAACUCAUAGGAUAACAUGAUUUCUCUAAAACAAGCAAUAAGAAACUGGCACCAAAAUGCAAGUUUUGCACAUGCAUACAAGCUCAUGUGCAGUUUAUAAACAGUGGACCGUGUUUCCCUUUUUUUUGAUCUACAACUGACUAAAACAUUACUGUCAUUCAUUUAAAAAAUGAGGCAGUGUGCACAGUUAUGUGUUUUAUAAAUAGGAGUCGGUUUUCUGGGCACUAAACAAGCCAUCAGAAAUAUUCAGCCUGUUUACACACACAUGAAUUAUUUUGUACAUGGAGCAACUAAAUCCAAUGUGAAAUUUAGGGUUGUGAAAACACAAGGAUUUUGGUACCAUUUAGAAGGACUCAAAGAAGUCUCACAAUGAGACACUUUGUGUCCCCUGAGGUGUACAAAAAGUUUUUGCUCUCUACAAGUUAGGGUGGCACAGUGGAAGAGAGGUUAGCUUUGGUGUCUCACAGCUAUUAACUGUCCAUUUUAGUUAACUGAAAUACCUUCUGUGUAGAACCUGCAUGUCUUCUCUGUGUCUCCAUGCCAUUUCACUGCAUCAUCUCUGUAUCUCAGUGUGCCAUGGGAUCUGGGGUCUCCUCUUGCAUCCCAGUGACAUGAUUUAGGUAAAUGGAUGGUCCACUAAAUUGACUGUAGAUGUGGAUGGGGGACCCUGUUAUAGACUGACUUCCUAUCAAGGAUCAGUAUCUCAGCUUUGUGCUCAUUAAGUGCUAUGAUAGGCUCUGGCUCCUUCACAACCCUGAUUCAGAUUAAGCACAUAAUCAGAGUAUACAUGAAUAGUAGUUUGAACAGGCUGUUUGGACUGUCCCAUACAAAAGGUGAAAAAGAUGACAUUGAGAUUCAUUCCACUUACACGCCUUGAUUGUCAUGGCGAUAGUCUUGAAAGAAACUAUUUUCUUUCUAUUCAGGUUUAGGCCAGUAUCAGUAAAACUCACUAGGUACUUACAAAUUUUGUGGCCAGUGAAUCUGACAUAUAUCACCAGAAGAGCAUUCUAUCCCCCAGAAACCAUUGCUUUUUAUGGAACCAUUAUUUUCAGUGUUGUCUUCUUUCUUUUUGCCACUAUCUGGCAAUGUCAUAGGACACAAAUUUUACUUUCUUAUUAUUAUUAAUAUUAUCCUCUAUUGUGCAAUCAUUAUCUCAACAGGUUACAGGAAGGUUUUGAACACUGAAGUAAAGAGAUUCAGGUCACUUUCCCACAUUAUACACUGACAGAAACCAGAGAAAACUGUAUUUUUCAGCAACAACCUCUUUCCACCAUCUUGUCCCACCCUCCCAUAUUCUGCCCCAGUCUCUCUCUCUCUUUUCCUCUGACUUAUCAUAUUCUGCACUGUUAGGACUGGUACCAGCACAUCUUGGGACUGCAAGGUCAUCAGACUUCAAAGUCUCACCCUUACAAGCAUAAUAUACGGUAGACACUAUAGCUGCAUUACAUGUACAGUAAAUAAGUGAGGUUAUGUGUGCGUCACUAUGCACACUUGUUUCCUUUUCAAACAAGUAAGCUAAUUAUUAUCAUUUUGGCAAUUCUUCUGCCAUAGCAUGCCUUAAAUUGAUUGAUUUUAUGAUUGGUUAGUAUUUAUGAAAUUCAUUAAUUCAUUUUCCAAUAUUAAUUUUAUCCUCUACAAGGUCAAAUGGGAACUACAGCUUGUCACUGCAAGUAACCAGUAUAAUACAAAGAAACAAUUCAGGAUAUGAUUCCAGUCCCAUGUAAGAAAGCAUAUAAGCACACACACACACACACACACACACACACACACACACACACAUCUCUAACAGCUCUUCAGAGGACCAUGAAUUUACCUAACAUACAUCUAGAAAGUGGGAGAAAAAUAGAAUCUCCAGCAAAACUAACCUGGACACAAGGUAGAGCAAUAGAUUCCACUCCACACAGAAAGCUCCCCAGCUGGAACUCAAACCGGAAAACCAUACAUUGUAAAGCAGCAAUACUAACCACAGCAUUGCUGAACCACUCUGUGAUGAGUGCCACCAGACUACAGUACAAAGCAGUGAUUGUUGAACUAAGCAAGACAGUGUGGCAAUGGAUAAAUAUUUCAAGGUCAUGGCCAAGACUCCUGCUUUUAUGUUGAUCUACUAGACUCUCUACUGACACCUGUUGGCUAAAUGUGGAAAUAUUAUGUCAUAUUCAUUUUUCCAUUUGUGAUGGUAUAUGUGAAGUUUGGCUUAUAUUCUGACCUUUCCAAAUGUAGCAUUCUCUAGUGUGACCUCAUGUAAGUGUUGUCUUUGGUCAUUGGUCAUGCCAAACUCUCAAUGUUCAGUAGCAAACAUAUUUAUACCGACUGAAGCAAGCCUGCUGCCUGGGUAGCCCAUUUGAAUUAUCAGCUAGCCUCAUGCAGUUUCCCAAUCUCAUGAUUUUGACAGAAUGGAAAGAUAAACUUUUUUCAAUAAAAUGGAAAACUGUCUCCUUGCAUUUUACUCAUCAAGUCACUGCACACAAGAACCGGCAGCCAUUUUUUAUGUCCCUAACUCUGGUCGGGGGGGGGGGGGAUAUUCAGUUUCUCAGCCUAGAGCUGUGGUUCACAAGAUAUAUCAAAAGUAUCGGUAUAUUUUACAGUUUUAUCUCUACAAGGACAUUGUUGUCUUGUAUUAUAGUCCUCAUUCCUAAGUACAUGCACAGGCCAACAAACUUUUUCACAAGGAAUAUAAUAUGCUGAACCAUAAAAACCAGAUAGUGUAGCACUCAGUAAAAAUGACAGAGCAUUUGACAGAUAAGAGAUGUUUUAUGUGGGAACUCUUCGUUAAAAUGUGAUAUAUACCAAAGUCCACUGAACAUGCAAGAACAGAAUUUCAUCCUCCUACAAAUGAACUUGCAGCCAUUUUCAGUCUGUAUUUUAUUCCAUUGACAUAAUACCAGUGUUGCAAUGUAAUAAUAAAUGACAAGUUACUUUAAAUAAAAAGAAGCUUCCAAGAACUA
Molecule: messenger RNA, 5936 nt
Organism: Protopterus annectens (West African lungfish)
Lineage: Eukaryota; Metazoa; Chordata; Ceratodontiformes; Protopteridae
Product: hairy/enhancer-of-split related with YRPW motif protein 2-like
Exons: 6
Coding region: 662-1705 (347 amino acids)
Biological process (GO): regulation of neurogenesis; regulation of transcription by RNA polymerase II; anterior/posterior pattern specification
Cellular component (GO): nucleus
Molecular function (GO): protein dimerization activity; RNA polymerase II cis-regulatory region sequence-specific DNA binding; DNA-binding transcription factor activity, RNA polymerase II-specific
Source: RefSeq, a predicted model, not a curated record